Chaetomium strumarium is the source of this 2960-nucleotide messenger RNA. RefSeq names its product P-loop containing nucleoside triphosphate hydrolase protein. The record is from RefSeq and is a predicted model, not a curated record. Gene Ontology annotation, molecular function: microtubule binding; GTPase activity; GTP binding. Lineage: Eukaryota; Fungi; Ascomycota; Sordariomycetes; Sordariales; Chaetomiaceae. The coding region runs from base 149 to 2788 and encodes 879 amino acids. The transcript has 2 exons. Gene Ontology annotation, cellular component: microtubule; cytoplasm; membrane.
CGCCUCUCGCCCUUUGAGUUCCUGACGUGACCUCCUACUCUUUCCCUCUACAGCUCUUGUGUCAUACCUAGUCUGGGCAACAUCUUCUUUGAGGCCAACCUGGCGCCAUUGAACAGUCUCUUUCCCACCACUACAGUUACACAAUAGAAUGGUCACAAGGCUGGACCUGGCGCUGGACGCCCAGGAGCUCGCGGGCGAACAGCGCGCCCUUCUCGACCUGCUCGACAAGCUCCAGUUCGCCCAGCUCGACAAUGUCAAGCUCCCUCAGAUCGUCGUGGUCGGCGACCAGAGCGCCGGGAAGAGCUCGGUGCUCGAGGCCAUCACCGGCACUCCGUUCCCUCGAGAUGCCGGCGCCUGCACGAGGUUCGCAACCGAGAUCCGGCUGCGGAGGGCGCCCCAGACCAGCAUCAACGUCUCGGUCAUUCCAGACAAGAACCGGAGCUUUGCCGAGCAGGAGAGGCUGCGGCAGUUUGGCGGAACCGUCAACGCCGACAUUCCCUUCGAGCACCUGAUGCGGAGUGCUGUCGACCUCAUCGCCCCCAAGAACAUCCCCGGCCGGUUCGCCGCCCGCGACAUCCUCGUGGUCGAGAAGCGAGGCCCGGAGAUGCCGCUCCUGACCCUCGUCGACUUGCCGGGCCUGGUGCGCAACGCCAACAACGACCAGUCCCUUGAGGACAUCCGAACCAUCGAGGCGCUCUCGGACCGCUACAUGAAGAGCUCUCGCACCAUCAUACUGGCCGUCGUCGGCGGCAACGCAGACUACGUGCAGGCGCCGAUCCUGACUAAGGCGCGCCAUUUCGACCCUACCGGAUCCCGGACCAUCGGAGUCCUGACCAAGCCGGACCUCACCGAGUCCAUCGGGCUCGAGGACAAGUUCAUCAACCUGGUCACCAACAAGGACAAGCAGAACGACUUCAGGCUCGGCUGGUACGUACUGCUGAACCCGGCGCCCAGAGAGCCGGGCCAGCCCUGGCCCACCGCCGAAGAGCGCCGACGCGCCGAAGCUGCCUUCUUCAGCAACGGGAAAUGGAGCUCGAUCCCGCCGUCCAUGUGGGGAGUCCGGGCCUUGAUGCAGAAGCUCAGCGUGCAGCUUCAGCAGCACAUCGGAAAGCACAUCCAUGUCCUCCGGAAGCAGAUCCAGAAGGCCCUCGACGACUGCGAAGCCGAGCUCAAGUCGCUGGGCAACGCGAAGGACACGCCGGAGGAGAUGCGCAUCGAGCUGGUCGAACUGUUCUCGGGAUCCAAGGAGCUGGUCAUCCCUGCCGUCUACGGUUUCUACAAGAACCCUCCCAAGAAGAACUUCUUCCGCGUGACUGCCGACCCUAGGGGCACACCUGCACAGAACCUGCGGGCCCGGGCUACCGAGGAGAACGACCGGUUCGCCAUGAGGAUACGCGCUCACGGGCGCAAGUUCAACUUCUCGGUUCCUCCGCCGCAAGGGGCAGGCGCGCAGGCCCCUGAAGCCGGUAUAAAGCGAGAGUUCAUCACCCAGGAAGUCGAGUCUCUGCUCCGCCAGGUCCGCGGUUCCGAGUUCCCCAUGGAUCCAAAGCCGAGGGCUGUCUACAUGCUCUUCCAAAGCUACUCCGAGAACUGGCCCAGGCUCGCACAAGAGCACAAGGACAACCUGGGUGUCGUGUGCAACGAGUUCCUCGGCGAGCUGAUCGACUACGCAUGGCCGAAGCGCAUGCGAGAACCUCUUCGCCGCCAUUUCCUGGAGCCGCACCUCAAGGAGCUCAUGGAGAAGGCACAGCACGAGCUGGAUCUCCUAACUGAAGACCUGAACCUCGAGGUGCAACCGUACGAUCCCGAGUACGAGGAGCGCCUGCGCAGCUGGCAAGCCAGAGUGUCCAAGGACGGCGCAACCUUCUCGGAGGCUGAGGAGAUCCUCGAGAAGAUGCUGAUCUACUACGACCUGGCCGCCAAGACCUUCAUCCGGAACAUCAUCACGCAGGUGGUGGAACGCCAUCUGCUCCAGGGCAUGUACGGCCUCUUCAACUCGGCCGAGGUCCUGGGCCUGAGCAACGAGAUCGUCGACGCCAUCGCGGCCGAGAACAAGGAAACGAGGGACAGGAGGCAGACGCUCAGGGUGCAGAAGAAGGCGAUCCAAGAGGCCAAGGAGCUGUGUGCCAGCCUUGCGAUGAGGAAAGAGCUUAGAGCAUACGCCGAGAAUGGCGCCGAUGAAGCCGAGGACACCAGCGACGAUGACGAGAGCAAGGUCGUUAGAACGACACCGUCCCCGCGAGCUUCUCACAGCCCCUCGGCCAGCAGACCAUCACGGCGCUCAAGGCGGCCCGUCGGGGAUACCGAGUCCCUCCAGACGUACCCAGGCCGAUCUGCUGAACCUGCCAGUGCGCCGGAACAGAGGCAUUCCCAGCUGCCGCUGCCAGCGACCCUGCCGACCCCAAGCAAUGGUUAUGCGCCACCACACAAUGGUUAUGGCCCGCCCAGUAGCGCGACCCAGGGCAGCGGCGGCGUCGUCGACGGCUCUUCUUACACGACGACGACGACAAGACCGCCGCAGCAAGCGCCUCCCCCACCUCCACCACCACGGCCAGGCAAGGUGCGAGACGAGGAGGAGGAGAAGCUCUACGCGCAGGGCCGUCCAUACUCGCCCGCUCCGCCGCGGGCCGCGACAACAAGGGUCAGCCAGGGCUCGGCGCCCGCCGCCGUGCCGCCGGAGACGCACUACACGAAUGCGUAUGCGAGCAACAGCGCCUAUGUGCCCGCCGAGGCGGCUGAGUUUGAGGUGAUGAGGCGGCAGGCGAGGAAAGCGUCCGGGAGGGCUUGAGAAGGCGGUCUUUUUUAUGAGGGGUUUGUUUCUUCAGUACCGCUGGUGGAUGCUAAGGUAAGGUAGUUCAAACUAUGUGAGGUGUGUUGGGACAUGCUAUCGGGGCGUAAAGGAUGUAGCUGAGGUGCGAUGCAACCACCAAAUUCUUUCUCUUCGUCGGAGCAAGCGUUCG